GAAAAGAUGCUGCGAAGGAGCAGCAGCGGCGGAGAGAGCGCGAACGACGCGACAGGCACCCUGGUCAUCACAGGAGGAGGAGGAGGAAAAAGAGGGAAGAAGAAAACGACGAAAAACGUAUUAAUUCUUAUUCUCCUCCUCUUCGCGACGACGGUAUUCGCGACGUUCUUCCACGGCCACCGGAGAGUCGGGGAAGCGUUUGACUUCUCCGAGACGAUUCGGACGACUUCCCCGGAGGGUGCGCGUCGAGACAGAGCGAGAAACGCGGCGAGUACCAAAGAAGACGCUUCUUCGUCUUCUUCGUUUGCCGUUGGAGGAUACAGAGGAGGAGGAGGAAGAGGUGCGAAAGAAACAUCAUCCGAAAACGAAGACGAGGCAAAGACAACUUUUGCAGCAGAACGACAGAGAGAAAAAAACCGGGCUUUGGAUAAAGAGACGGAAGAAUACAUCGCCCGAGAGCAGAAGCGAUUAUCGAGUCCACCAUUGCCUAUCGCGAGCAGUAGCAGUAGCAGUAGCAGUAGACGACGGAACAGAAGGAGUGGGCAAACGCAACAAGGAGAGUUUACGUUGGAACACGUCGGUCCGAAAGGUACGAGCGAAGUGCGCCCGAACGGCCGGUGCGUGUCCUCGGGAGGCGAUGAUAAGGAAAGGAAGGUUUGGCACCGAUUGGAAUCCGUAGACGAUCCGUUGUUUGUACGAGUCACUGGUGCGUAUUACGAUCCCGCCAGAUCUAGAAAUAAACCGAAAACAAGGAGUUUAAUUAUGCACAGAUCGAUGUUUGAACCGGGAGUAAGGGUGGUGAAGAUUGAUAGGAACGGCGAGAGAGUGGAACCGGGAAGUCACAGCGGCGGAGAAGAGAUCGACGAUGGAAUAGAAAACAACCCUUCGCUGAUGAAUAAGAGAAGCGGGAACAGUUGGCAAGACGAAAUGACCAGACGCGUGGGGACGUCAGAGGACGAAGAGAUUAUUUUAGAUUUUAGAGGCGAUUUAGUCGAGCAGCUCCCGAGAGAGGACGAGGAUCAUAAAGAGUUUAGUUUUGGAACGUGCGCGAUUGUGGGAAACUCGGGAGCAAUAUUAGGGAAAGGAUACGGUGAAGAAAUCGAUGGGAAAGACGCGGUUUGGAGGGUGAAUUACGCGCCGAUAGAUGGAUUUGAAAAGGACGUCGGGUAUAGGACGACGUUUGACUUGAUCAAUCAGCAGCACACGAAACGAUUCGUUCGCGGCGAUGGCGAGUACAGCGAAGAGGAUGAAGACGACGCGAACAGUGAUGCAUCUGGUCAAGCAGAAGAGAUUACGGAAGCGGACGAGUCAAAACCGAAAGUAGUUUUGAAAAAUGGUCGCGGAGCGAAGCACGCUUCCAAGAGAAACUCUACGCUCAUGGUUUUUGAAGUGACAUCAAACUACGCCAGGAAACACUUAUACGCCAGACUUAUGCGUCAAAGAACGAAUAAAGGGUUGAAGAUAUGGUCCCCCGAACUAGUCGUGCACACGCAGCGAUCCUGGGACGUCUUGUCGCACUUGACGGCGCAAAAAAUGGGCACGAGUAAAACCGGGAAAGCUAUGUCUGGAGCGUACGCCGUUAUUUUAGCCUCCCAAAUUUGCGAGGAAGUGCAUUUAUACGGAUUUAGCCCUUAUAAGAGACGAGAUAUUGGACAGGCUGUUCCGUAUCAUUAUUUCGACGAAAUACCUGCAGUUUUAAAACACCACUCUUUCGAUCUAGCUAUUGAGGUGUUUAAAACGAUUCGAGAUUGGCCAUGUUCAGGCGUCCGAUUAGAAAUACAUCCGUAA
Messenger RNA from Bathycoccus prasinos, 1788 nucleotides. RefSeq lists its product with no specific name. The transcript has a single exon. The record is from RefSeq and is a predicted model, not a curated record. Gene Ontology annotation, molecular function: sialyltransferase activity. The annotation marks the transcript as partial. Lineage: Eukaryota; Viridiplantae; Chlorophyta; Mamiellophyceae; Mamiellales; Bathycoccaceae.